AUGCCACGAAAGUGCCACAAGUGUGUUACGACAAUGCCACGAGAGUUUUACGAGAGUGCCAAGAGAGUGCCACGAGAGUGCCACGAGAGUGCCACGAGAGUGCCACGAGAGUGCCACGAGAGUGCCACGAGAGUGCCACGAGAGUUCCACGAGAGUGCCACGAGAGUUCCACGAGAGUGCCACGAGAGUGCCACAAGUGUGUUACGACAAUGCCACAAGUGUGUUACGACAAUGCCACGAGAGUUCUACGAGAGUUCUACAAGAGUGCCACGAGAGUGCCACGAGAGUGCCACGACAGUGCCACGAGAGUGCCACGAGAGUGCCACGAGAGUGCCACGGGAGUGCCAAGAGAGUGCCACGAGAGUGCCACGAGAGUGCCACAAGUGUGUUACGACAAUGCCACGAGAGUUCUACGAGAGGUCUACAAGAGUGCCACGAGAGUUCUACAAGAGUGCCACGAGAGUUCCACGAGAGUGCCACGAGAGUGCCACGAGUGUGCCACGAGAGUGCCACGAGUGUGCCACGAGAGUGCCACGAGAGUUCCACGAGAGUGCCACGAGAGUUCCACGAGAGUUCCACGAGAGUGCCACGAGUGUGCCACGAGAGUGCCACGAGAGUUCCACGAGAGUGCAACGAGAGUGCCAUGAGUGUGCCACGAGAGUGCCACGAGAGUGCCACGAGAGUUCCACGAGAGUUCCACGAGAGUGCAACGAGAGUGCCAUGAGAGUGUCACGUGAGUGCCACGAGAGUGUCACGUGA
This is a messenger RNA of Bolinopsis microptera, 759 nucleotides long. RefSeq lists its product as uncharacterized. Lineage: Eukaryota; Metazoa; Ctenophora; Tentaculata; Lobata; Bolinopsidae. The transcript has a single exon. The record is from RefSeq and is a predicted model, not a curated record. The coding region runs from base 1 to 759 and encodes 252 amino acids.